AUGACUAGGAUGUUCGAACAGCAGAUGGGUAAGAACGUUGAAGUGUAUAUAGAUGACAUGGUGGUAAAGAGCAAAUUGGUGGCCGACCACAUCAGAGACCUCGGUGAAGUCUUUCAAAUUCUGAGAAAGUACAAGCUGCGACUGAACGCAUCCAAAUGUUCAUUUGGGGUGGGAUCAGGAAAAUUCUUAGGCUAUAUGGUGACCCACAGAGGAAUAGAAGUUAACCCUGACCAAAUAAGAGCCAUUCAUAGCUUGCAGCCUCCUCGGAAUCCCAAAGAGGUCCAGAAGCUUAUCGGCAUGAUAGCUGCUUUAAACCGUUUCAUCUCCCGCUCAGCGGACAGAUGCAGACCUUUCUUCCUCCUAUUGCACAAGUGGAAGGGCUUCGAGUGGACUGAGGAGUGUGCUUUAGCUUUCCAACAGCUCAAGGAAUACCUCGCCCGACCACCGAUUAUGUCCAGUCCUGAUGCCGACGAGGUGCUGUUCGCAUACAUCGCAGUAGCCUCUCAUGUGGUGAGCUUAGUGCUAAUCCGAGAAGACAACGACCUCAACAAACUUCCGUUGAAAUCCGUCCUCCGUAGCGCCGACUACACAGGCAGAAUUGCUAAGUGGGGAACGAUCCUGGGCGCCUUCGACAUUAGAUACAUGCCUCGCACCGCCAUAAAAGGUCAGGUCCUCGCCGAUCUAGUAGCUGAAUUUGCGGAGCCCACCCUAGAAGGAAUGGAAGUGUCAGGAUCACCAAGUGCUGCGAACCAAAGGGGCUCAGGCGUGGGGCUCGUUCUAGUCUCUCCCGAAGGGAUAACUAUAGAAAAGUCGUUGAGGCUCGGAUUCUCAGUCACGAAUAACGAAGCCGAGUAUGAGGCACUAUUGGAGGGGAUGUCAAUGAUUCGGAAAUUGGGUGGAAAAUACGUAAAUAUAUUCUCGGAUUCGAGGCUCAUCGUGGGACAAGUAAACGGGGAAUUGGGGGCGAAAGAUGAAAGAAUGAAAGAGUACCUGGCCCGGGCUAAGCACCUGCAGACCCAUUUCUACCACUUCCAUUUAACGCAUGUACCCAGGAGUGGGAACACCCAUGCUGAUUCUCUCGCAACGCUGACCACCUCUUUAGCUCAGCCCCUUCCGCAGGUCAUUUUAGUUGAAGAUCUCUGCCGCCCAACAAUAGAGAAGGCCAACGAAAUUCGGGUACACAACGUCGGGGCAGGACCUAGUUGGAUGGACCCUCUAGUGCUGUUCUUAAAGCACGACACCUUACCAGACGAUAAGGUUGAGGCCGACAAAAUCAGGAGGAAAGCUUCUUGA
Messenger RNA from Quercus lobata, 1293 nucleotides. RefSeq lists its product as uncharacterized. The coding region runs from base 1 to 1293 and encodes 430 amino acids. The record is from RefSeq and is a predicted model, not a curated record. The transcript has 3 exons. Gene Ontology annotation, molecular function: nucleic acid binding; RNA-DNA hybrid ribonuclease activity. NCBI's taxonomy places the organism in Eukaryota, Viridiplantae, Streptophyta, Magnoliopsida, Fagales, Fagaceae.